Argentina anserina (silverweed cinquefoil) is the source of this 1361-nucleotide messenger RNA. RefSeq names its product CAX-interacting protein 4. Gene Ontology annotation, molecular function: zinc ion binding; nucleic acid binding. The coding region runs from base 115 to 1050 and encodes 311 amino acids. NCBI's taxonomy places the organism in Eukaryota, Viridiplantae, Streptophyta, Magnoliopsida, Rosales, Rosaceae. The record is from RefSeq and is a predicted model, not a curated record. The transcript has 2 exons.
GUUUUAUUUCCAGUCGCACGUUUCCCCCAAAUCUCAAAAUCUCUGUAUCUUUCUCUCCAGAAGCUUCGUCUCCGAUCAAGGCCUUCACAGGGGUCUUGAACUUGGAAUAUCAAGAUGCCGGCGACCGCAGGAAGGGUUCGCAUGCCGGCGAACAACAGGGUACACAGUAGUGCCGCCCUUCAAACCCACGGCAUAUGGCAGAGCGCUAUUGGAUACGAUCCCUAUGCACCCACCAAAGACAAAGAUGAACCUAGGGGCACUUCUCAGGUGAAUUUUCCGAGCUCGGAACCAGAUGCGGAGAAUCCCUAUGCUAGUUUCCAGGGCCUUCUUGCGCUUGCCCGUAUAACGGGCUCGUCGACUGCUGAUGAGGCUCGCGGGGCGUGUAAGAAGUGCGGCCGUGUUGGGCAUCUCAGUUUUCAGUGCAGGAAUUUUUUGAGUGUGAAGGAGGAUAGGGAGAAGGAUCUGGAUGCUAUUAAUGCUGAUGUUGCUUCCGAGUUGAGUAAGCUGAGGGGGAAGCUGGGGAAGGGGAGAAAUGUGGGGGAGACGGAUAGUGAUGAGGAGGAUGAGGACAGUGAGGAUUCGGAUGAGGACUAUAAUUCCGAGAUUGAGAGGCUGAUUGCACAGAGGAGUGGGGUGAAGAGUGUCAGAAGGGUGAAGUCGAAGAGGAAGACUGCUGAGUCGGAUGCUGAUGAGUCCGAUACGGAUUCAGGGAAGAGGAAGAAGAGAGGAAGGUCGAAGAAGAGGAGAAGCAGCAAGAGGAAACAUGAUGAAACAGAUGACUCGGAAGAAGAUAGGAAGAAGAGGAGGAAGGAGAAACGGAAGAAGAGGGAUGAGUCAUCGGAUGAGGAUGGUGAACGACGUCGGCGACACAGGAAAAGUAGGAAGGAGAAAAGGAGGAGGAGAAGUCAUCGGUAUUCUGAUGAUUCUGAGUCUGAUGCAUCUGAAGAUAGGCACCGCGGUCGGAGGAGCAGAAGGGCAGCAACACCAUCUGAUUCUGAUGCAAGUGGCUCUGAUGAUGCACGGGUAGGAAGGGGCAGGAAACGAUCUUAGAAGAGGAGCCGGAACCACCAUAGUGAUGAAGAAAGCUUAUUGAUACAAUCGGUGUAUGCGAGCAAGUCACUGUUAUCCUUUGUAUUUUGAAACUAUACUGUAUGUUAUUGCGACUGUUACAUUGUUCUGUUAGUUUGCUUGGGGAAGCUCUUGUUGGCUGAUUUGCUUUGUGUGAUGAGACUUUUGCUUUGCUGAAGGAUGUCUUGAAUUUUUCUGAAAGAUGUUGAUCUGAUCGUGUGCCAUCUCGUUUUGGGAUGUCCUAUGGUCUUGUCCUAUUAAUGAUAUUUACACCUUAUAUUGUGAUUUGUGAA